AUCAAACAGUAGGGGGCGGCACACUCUUGGCCUAUGUAGCUGUGCAGCCGGAAGUUGUGUAGCCAUAGUCAUCGUUUUGAAUCUGUGGUUUAGCGAUGCUAAUUGUCAGUGGUUAGCUAGUGUGAGUUAGAGUUCAAAAUCCCAAGAUUUAUUAGCUAUAUGUAUAUUUCCAAGAUGUUGACUAGAUGUUGUGAAGGCAGCAGUGCGUGUGGAACAAUGUAGCUAGCUGCUGUGAAGUAAUGCCAACUCAUUACGACUACGCUCGUUUACUAUGAGCUCCCUAUCAGCCCAGCCUCUGGCAUCAAGCUCAUCAUGCAGGACACUACCUGGAGAGGGAAAUCAGGUACAACCAAAAGCCCCUCUCCUGCAGAUUCUGCGUGUUGCCGGAGCUGAAGAAGAAGUCUUCACACUCAAAGAGGUGAUGCACUACUUGGGCCAGUACAUCAUGGGGAAGCAACUAUAUGACAAACAGAGGCAGCACAUAGUCCACUGCCAGGAUGACCCUUUGGGAGAACUGCUGGAGGUUGAGAGCUUCUCUGUCAAAAACCCGAGCCCGGUGUAUGAAAUGCUCAAGAAAUACUUAGUUGUGCUGGGUUGUUCUGACGCUGCAGAGAAUCUUUCUGUGGGCCGUGAAUGUGUAGAGGGCGGAGUGGAGGAUCGCGGUCAGAUAUGUGGAGGUGUGGUCAAAGCAGGGCUGGAGGCUUGCAAUGAUGGGCCUCUCCUGCAGACCCCCUCCCAGCGACGACCUCGGGAGGCAGACGACGACUCUCUUGAAGGCCUGCCACGUUCAGCUUGCAAACGGCCCAAACUAGAUGUUACUUUGGACGAGUGGGAUCUCUCUGGCCUGCCCUGGUGGUUUCUGGGUAAUCUCCGUAGUAACUACAGCCGCAGGAGCAAUGGCUCUACUGAUAUCCACACAAACCAACUGUCUCCUGCACAGGAGGAGGACACAGCCAUUGUGUCGGACACCACAGAUGACCUCUGGUUCCUGACCGAGGGCGGGAGUGAACAGGUGAGCGUGGAGAUGAAAGAGGCGGCACUGGAGGAAGGGAGUGCAGGAGAAGGGGAGGUUCUACCUGAGGAUGAUGACAAAGUAGGGAAGGAGGAGAAAGCAGAUCGAGAGAUGCAGGAGGAGCCAGAUGAAGACUCGCAGUGUCUGAGCGAUGACACCGAUACAGAGAUCUCAAUACAGGAUGCGUGGCAAUGCACAGAGUGCAGGAAGUAUAACACUCCUCUCCAAAGGUACUGUGUUCGCUGCUGGGCUCUACGCAAGAACUGGUACAAAGAUGUACCCCGACUAGCCCAUUCCCUUUCUGUUCCUGACAUCCCAGCAUGCAGCUCUCUCACCACCCAUGAUGAGGAAGAUGACAGUGACACAGGCAUUGACAUCCCAGACUGCAGCAGGACGGUCUCUGACCCUGUCAUCCUGCCCUCCCACUCCACAGCUGAUCGACCACUGCCCACUAUGAUUACAGGGAAAGGCAAGGGGCCUUGGCCCUCCAGCUUCCACAAGGAUGAGCAGCUCUCAGAAGGGGAAAGUCAGGAAAAUCUGGGCAUGGAGAUUGAAGAGGUUCGGCCUGAGGCACUUUUGGAGCCUUGCAAGCUUUGUCGAGUGCGACCACGCAACGGAAACAUAAUACACGGCCGUACGGCUCACCUGCUAACCUGUUUCCCAUGUGCAAGGAGGCUACACAAAUGUCAGGCCCCCUGCCCAGGAUGUGGGAAGAUCAUUCAAAAAGUUAUUAAGAUCUUCAUCCUUUAAAAAGCGCGCACACACACGUUUGUCAGACUCUGGGGAACUCAACAACAAAUACACAACACACAUUCGUCCACAGAUGCAUGUACUCUGGUACACACUCGCAGACACACACACUCAAAAUGUGCACCUUACCCUUUAAACCUACACAGAUAUACACAAAGUAUAGCACUUGAUGACGCUUGCUCUCGGUUGCAUGGUUAUUCUGCAUCACGCUGCCUCUGAAGUAUUGUUUAAUGAAACCUCUGACACAAAGUUUGUCAUACCAAAUGUUUGUUUUAGUGCCACAUUUAAAUAAGGGAUAUACAAAGGCAGGCGUAUUUAUUUAUUUAUAAGGAGAUCACAUAUGAGUGCACAAUGUGAGCUAUUUGAUUUAAUGAAGGCUUGUUUUUUUUCAGGCUAUGUGUGAAUUUUCUCAUGUUUAUGCUAUGCAUUGAAUGGUGCCAUUUUACACUAGUAUUGCUUGCCUUCUGGUAGUUUUCUUUCCCCAUAGAUUCACGUUAGUCAUCGUCUCGGCGAAAAGGGAAAGAUCAGUGCAGGUAAUUACACAACUAUUUCUUUAAGCAUCUUCUAGGCCAUUUUGUUUGUUUGUUUGUUUGUUUUUAACUCUUUUUAUAUCAUUUUAGGUAAUUGUGGCUCUGAGAUUUGAGUUAUGAAGACAAGAUUGAAGGAAGAACAUGAAAGAGGGUAAUAAAACCAGGAUUUUGUCAACCGCUGCAGCUCCAUGAAAGUAUCCUCCAAAGCUUUAAAAAUAAAAUAAAAAAAACUAGCAUAAUUGAAUGUACUGUAAAAUACAGAUGUGGUGGCUAAAGUCCUGUUUCUCUCAACACAGUAUUUUAAAUGUAGAAUUGAAUUUAAGUUGCUUGAGAAUGCACAUCUGAAAUAUUACCUGUAAUUUUUCUUGGGGUACUAAUUUGAUGUUAAUGUGUAUUCAGUACCGUAUUUACAAGCGUCUGAUGACCGUUAUGCCUGAAGUAAGUUAUGUCAACUGUUGGUUAAUGUUUAAAUGUUAUUCAGAAAGGUUCCUUUACACAAAAAUCAUAAUUAAUUUUUUGUAGAUUUUGUAUUUAAGUUAUUUAUUAUUCAGUUUUAGUUGUUUAAAUGACCACCACCUCUUCUAAUGAAGCAGAAAAAGCUGCACUUGCUGCAGGGGUCUAAUGUGUACAUUUUACGCAAAACUAUUUUUUGAAAGGUAUACAGAAAGUCUUUAAGGAAACAGGGGAAAUGACCACAUGUACCCUCUGAUAAAAGGACUGUGGGGUACAUAUUGGGAGUUGGAGGUUUGAUUUCAGCGUUACACUGCCACGUAAUGACUCUGAACUUUAAUUUAUGUAUUAUUAUAGAUUUUAUUUUGAUGUCUCUGCAUUAUUUGAAGAUUGUGUUGCUGGACCAGUGUUUGAACUGUCUACAAAUACAGUAUGCUUUACAAUCCUAACAAGUAAGAUGUACAGUGACCGUAAGCAUAAAACUCCUGGCUCUGCUUUGCGUAGAGGGAAUACCAUAGUUCCUUGAUAUGGCCUUUACUUGCGCUUAAUUGUUCUGCCAGCAGGUGGGGAGAAGUCUCAAUAUUGUAUCUGUGUCCCACAAUAAGCUGUACAGUAAUAGUAAUACCAUGUAAAGCAUUUAUAGAGCAUGCAUCCUAUUGUGACUAGAGCCAGCACUGAACUGGUAAAAGAGCCAUAUAUAAAAAGCUAUAAAAGAUUUAUAACCUUUUGAAUUGUGCAUUGAGAGAAGCAAACUUCCUCUAGAUGAUAUAAAAAUGACUUAGUACAUAUACCAGUAAUACUAGUUCACAAUGACAGACUUGUUGCAAGCGACAUUAAGACUUUAAUUUGCUCAAACAUUGUACAGCUAAUAUAGUUGUUUGUUUUCUACCUGUUGUGGAAUAAAAUUAGUUGUUUUGUAAA
Etheostoma cragini (Arkansas darter) is the source of this 3663-nucleotide messenger RNA. It is a transcript of the gene mdm4, whose product is annotated as MDM4 regulator of p53. Gene Ontology annotation, cellular component: nucleus. The record is from RefSeq and is a predicted model, not a curated record. Gene Ontology annotation, biological process: regulation of cell cycle; protein ubiquitination; negative regulation of apoptotic process. NCBI's taxonomy places the organism in Eukaryota, Metazoa, Chordata, Actinopteri, Perciformes, Percidae. Bases 272 to 1762 code for a protein of 496 amino acids. Gene Ontology annotation, molecular function: ubiquitin-protein transferase activity. The transcript is spliced from 11 exons.